This is a messenger RNA of Panicum virgatum (switchgrass), 3307 nucleotides long. Its product is annotated as disease resistance protein RGA5-like. The record is from RefSeq and is a predicted model, not a curated record. NCBI's taxonomy places the organism in Eukaryota, Viridiplantae, Streptophyta, Magnoliopsida, Poales, Poaceae. Gene Ontology annotation, molecular function: ADP binding; protein binding. Gene Ontology annotation, biological process: defense response to other organism. The coding region runs from base 150 to 3014 and encodes 954 amino acids. The transcript is spliced from 5 exons.
CAGUACAGAUUAAUCACAUCACCACUAGUAUCCUGAGAUGGUCGAGAUCUCUUCGCCAGUGGUGGAGCAUGGCAGCGAGGGGCUAGGGUGACCGGUCGCUGCGUUGUCGAGCCAAUCAGUGGACGCGUCGCUUCGCUUGGCUUCUCUCUAUGUUUUCCUCCCCCAAUCUUCAGACUUUUUCUUCUUCCUCAGCCGGACCGUCCCAAGACUGGAUUCCUACCUCUGGUGCUGCGAUUAUUUCUGUCUCGGUCUCGGUUCUUACCUCCUUGGCCGGAAUCCUCAGGUUCGGGGUGCCCAGCCCAGCCAUGGACGACGUCGUGACGGGGGCGAUGACCACGCUCCUGGCCAAGCUGGGCGACCUGCUCGCGUCGGAGUACCAGCUGCAGGCGGGCGUCCGCGGCGACGUCGCGUUCCUCCGGGCCGAGCUGGAGAGCAUGGAGGCGGCGCUCCUCCGGAUCGCCGAGGCGCCGGUCGACCGGCCGCCCGGCGCCCAGGACAGGCUCUGGGCGCGGGAGCUCCGGGAGCUCACCUACGACGCCGAGGACUGCGUCGAGGCCUUCCUCGUGCGCCUGGGCCACCGCCACCACGCGCCGCCGCCCAGCAACGGCCUGCAGGCCGGCCUCAGGGGCUUCGUCCACAGAGGGCUCAGCCUGCUCCGGAGGGCCAAGGCUCGCCGCGACAUGGGCGCCGAGGUCAGGGACAUCAAGAGGCGCGUCGUCGAGGUCAGCGAGCGCCGCGUCAGGUACAAGGUUGAUGGUGUGGCUGCCAAGCCUGAUGUCCCGACCGUCGACAGCCUCCAGUUGCCAGCGCUGUACCCGAAGGCGGCAGAGCUCGUCGGCACCGGAGAGAGGAGUGACGAGCUGGUCAGGAUGCUGAUGGAGGGCGAUGAGGCGUCGAGCCGGCAGUUGAAGGUGGUUUCGGUGGCUGGUUUUGGAGGAUUGGGCAAGACCACUCUUGCUAAGCUAGUGUACGAGAAGCUGAAAGGGCACUUUGAUUGCGCGGCUUUCGUUACCGCCUCUCUGAAUCCUAACAUGGAGAAGGUGCUCAGGAACAUGCUCUGUCAACUCGGCAAUGGAUGUGAUUCCAACGAUGCAACUUGCGGUGGCGAAGCACGGAUCAUUGAUAAGCUAAGAGAAUUCCUUCAAAACAAGAGGUACUUGAUUGUUCUUGAUGACAUAUGGAGCUCUUCAGUGUGGGACACAGUCAAAUAUGCUUUGAUUGAGAAUGGACGUGGAAGCAGAAUAAUCACAACUACUCGCAUUCUUGAUGUCGCGAAACAAGCCUCUGGUAUAGUCUAUCAACUAAAACCUCUAUCUCUUGCUUAUUCAAGAAAGUUAUUCUACCAUAGAACAUUUGGCAUGGAAGACAAAUGUCCUCCAAAUCAAUUAGCUGAAGUAUCUGAGAAUAUUUUAAAGAAGUGUGGCGGUGUACCUUUAGCUGUGAUUACAAUAGCUAGUCUAUUAGCAAGUAAAAGGAGAAAGGAAAAUGCAGAGAAGUACUGGUAUCAAGUAUAUCAAUCCAUGGGUUCUGGAGUAGAGGAAAGCACAGUUGUGAAGGACAUGAGAAGGAUAUUAUCUAUCAGUUACUAUGCUCUUCCCCCACAUCUGAAGACUUGCUUAUUGUACCUAACUUUAUAUCCAACUGAGGAUUAUGGUAUAAUGAGAGAACAGGUAAUAUGCAGAUGGGUUUGUGAAGGUUUUAUCCAGAAAAAACAUGGCAAAACAUUAUAUGAAGUAGGAGAGGAGUACUUUGAAGAUCUCAUCAGUAAAAGUAUGAUCCAACCACAGUUAUAUAACCAUGGUAAUACGCCAAUUUCUGUGCAAAGUACGAUCCGCCGACUGUCCCUCCAAAACAUCAAUGCCGAAGACAGCAAGCAGUUGGCCACCAUGAACUUGUCUCAUUUGAGAUCACUUACUGUGUCACCAGAAGCAUUCACUUAUUUGUUGCCAGCCCUUUCCUGCUUUCCGGUCAUACGUGUGUUGGAUUUACAUGGUUGUAGUCAAGUGGAUGACAAUCACUGCAAGCAGAUCUGCAAUUUGUUUCACUUGAGAUAUCUGAGGCUAUCUGGGACAUCUAUAACUGAGAUACCGAACGAGAUUGGCAAUCUGCAGCUUUUGCAGUUUCUAGACUUAUAUAUGACUAAAAUAAAACAGCUCCCAUCAACCUUUGUUCAACUUAGUCAUCUAGAAUACUUGUCUCUUGAUAACCAGACUAGAUUACCAGAAUGCUUGGGGAACCUAAAGUCUCUGCAGAAGUUAUCACCACAUAUAACAAUCAGGUCUCCAACCAUGCUGCAUGAUUUGGGCAGGCUCUCCGAGCUGAGGCGUUUGUUUGUCCGCUUCGAUGAAUGCGACGAGAGCUAUGACGAACCUUUUGUUCAAUGCCUAUCCAACCUGGUCAAUCUUGAGUCCAUGCAGAUAUUUGAUUGUCACAAUGGCCUAGGUUCCAGCAUUGGCAUUUUAACUCCAGGUCCUCAAAAGCUCCGGUCCAUUAACAUAGGACCCGGCACGAUCAAUAGGGUGCCAAGAUGGAUGUCAUCACUCUCAGCCCUGUCAGCCCUCGAUAUCACAUUACUAGCACUACAAGAGGUGGACCUUCAAAUCCUUGGGAGUGUGCCGUCUCUUCGUAACCUCUACGUAUGGGUGAAAGAGCACAGGAAAGACAGGCAUGAAAGGUUGGUAAUUGGCAGUGACUACCCAUUCCGAUGCCUAGCACGGUUCCGAAUUGGGCGUGGUGCCAUGGAGGUGGAGUUCGCACCAGGAGCCAUGCCAAAGCUCCAAACCCUUCAUCUGGACUUCCAUGUGCGGCACACCAUGGAUCAGUUUGGUAAUUUCGACUUCAGCCUGGAGAACCUCCCUUCCCUCGAGCGUGUCAUUGUUCACAUCAACUGUUACUAUGCGGAGCUUGGAGAGGUGCAGGAAGCAGAGGCCUCAAUAAAGAAAGCACUCGACUUGAAUCCCAAUAAACCCAGACUUGAGUUGGAGAAGCAUGGUGAUUCAUGGAGAUCUGGCUGAUGUGUCUUCUCUAACGCUUAUUAGAGCGGAUAUUAUGCUAUCGUUGUGUUUCUCCUCGCGUGUAAAUGGACAGUGGCUCCUUUUGAGGUUAGAUUAUUGGACACUAGUUUUGUAUGCCAACCAUGCUUUGUGGUGCCUUUGAGGCUUUGUUGCACCGCACCCCUUUGUUUUAUUAAUAUUAUAAUUAUUAUUCUUAUUACUAUAUAUAUAAUUAUUUUCUUUUUCCGUGUAUAUGCAUCAGACACAAUCAGUUAACUGAUCUAUAUUCUGGCACCCAGUGGCUCAAUUCAUCC